Messenger RNA from Entamoeba dispar SAW760, 621 nucleotides. RefSeq lists its product as uncharacterized. The record is from RefSeq and is a predicted model, not a curated record. Bases 1 to 621 code for a protein of 206 amino acids. The transcript has a single exon. NCBI's taxonomy places the organism in Eukaryota, Evosea, Mastigamoebida, Endamoebidae.
AUGGGAUUGAAAAAUAAAGAUAGUACAAUAAGUGAAAGAAUAAUAGGAUGUUAUUCAAAUAUAUUAGAUAUUGCAUCUGUGAUCAGUAUAUGUAUUGAAUAUUCAAGAUAUUCUACUAUUUUCACAAUGUAUAGGUCAUUAGGGAAAAAGACAAUUGAAGCAUUUCGCAUUGUUUCACAUAACAUUCUCAAACAUGGAAUCACACCAACAAGUUUAAUUGAAGAAAGCAUGAAGAACAAUAUUGAAAUGCUUAUCACAAAUGCAGAGCGAUGUAAUGCAGAAGGAGAUGAUAAAGAAAUAAUUAAGAUAGUAUUUAAUAAUACAUAUGGAAUGACAUUAAUUGAAGCAGGAAUUAUUAUUUGUAAAGACAAAACAAUAGAUGUGUUGAGAGAUAUUGGAGAGAAGAAAGAAGUUAUUGAAGGAUUAAUAGAAAUAAUGAAAAGUCCAAUCACAGAAGUUAAAGAAAGUGCAGCACGAGAAGUGAUUAGAAUGAAAUAUGGAGAACGAGGAAUGAAAGAAGCUAUAUUUAAUGUUUUAACAUCAAAAGAUUACAAUAAAGAAGAUGAAGAAAUGUGUAAUGAAGGAAUUAAAGAAUGUGAUAAAGAAAGAAGUGGAAAAUAG